Molecule: messenger RNA, 1448 nt
Organism: Nerophis ophidion (straightnose pipefish)
Lineage: Eukaryota; Metazoa; Chordata; Actinopteri; Syngnathiformes; Syngnathidae
Product: lipid transferase CIDEC-like
Exons: 6
Coding region: 156-896 (246 amino acids)
Biological process (GO): regulation of apoptotic process; apoptotic process
Source: RefSeq, a predicted model, not a curated record
AGGGCCAAGGUGUUGCUCAAUGACACAGCUGAAAAACUUGCCUAAUAGCAGCACAAGGUUCACUCGGCAGCUGUCACAUCAGUUGUGUUUUCUGAGCUUUAACGAGCAAUUCGGCAUAAAGGAAACCACAGUUGCGUGGCGCUCUCUGACCAGCGAUGGAUUACGCUAUCAAGUCUCUCAGCCUCUUGACCCCGUCAACCUUCUCCAAAUGUGUGACCGCCAGCGUGUCAGCCAGUGCCUCCAUGACCCAGCAGCUUCUGUCCGGCCGAACACCUUCGCCCAAACCUUUCCGGGUGACUAACGCUGACCGCAGCUUGAAGAAGGGCAUCAUGGCUUAUGCACUCGAUGACCUCAUCGACAAGGUGAGCGACUCCUUAAAUGUGCUGUGUGCCAGCGGACUGGUGCUGGAUGAAGACGGCACGUGCGUGGACACACAGGAGUUCCUCGUGGCGCUGCCUGAGAACACUGUUCUCAUGGUGCUGGAGAAAGGACAGAAGUGGACCCCAUAUCAGAACAGCCCCUCCAGAGACGAGCUCAGCAAGCGCAGGCUGACUCCCCGGACAGAUGUGGUCAAGCUGACCUUUGACCUCUACAAAAACAACCCCACGGAUUUCAUUGGCUGCUUGAAUGUCAAAGCCACGCUGUAUGGUGUCUAUUCGGUGUCCUAUGACCUGCGCUGCUACGCGGCCAAAAAUAUGUUGAAGGAGGCGUUGCGAUGGACGAUCUUCUCCAUGCAGGCCACUGGCCACGUCCUGCUGGGCUCCUCCUGGUACAUGGAGCAGCUUCUGGAGGAGGAAGAGGGGUUAGAAGAGAGAGGAGAAAAGGCCCUGGCCUUUCCCCGGGAGAGCAGAAUAAGGCAGCUGCAGAACUUGCUGCUGGGUCGAGUCGCAAACUGAGGUUGGACUCUGCAUGUCUGUUUUCCCCCCGCAAGAGCGUCCGAAACUGUUUACAUCUCCCAGCUGAAGAGACCGCAGCUGCAACACCAUAAUCAAAUAAUGUCAUCCUAUUGAGAUGAGUGAAUAAAACGAAGCACUUUUAAUUUCAAACUGUUUUGAGCCUACGGUCAUGAAUGGCAACAGGUCCAGCGGUCUCUCCCACGCUGCCUUAAUUGUCCCCAGCUUUCACUGUUCUGUCAUCUGCAGCCUGCUUGAGGAGCGCAGAAGCAAACCAUUACCCAGAGAUUUCUGCUGCACAAGUGUCACUUUGACCAUCUUAUCAAAGAUGCCCUCAGAAUCUGAACAGCUCUUUGACUAAUUGUUAGAAGUACUACUCCUUUUUUAAUGUAACUGUUAUUUAUAAAUAAUAGUGAUGUAAGGGUAGAAGGUUGAUCUUAAGUCCAGUAUCAAAAUGUCCAGUUUAUGAACUGCUGAUACCAAUAGAAAUGUGCACGUUUUGUAUUUCUUUGAAUUUCCUUAUAUUAAACUGUUUAUCUGCAUAUGCACACAAUA